Messenger RNA from Eimeria maxima, 8277 nucleotides. RefSeq names its product amine oxidase, flavin-containing domain-containing protein, putative. The transcript is spliced from 9 exons. Bases 1 to 8277 code for a protein of 2758 amino acids. Gene Ontology annotation, molecular function: oxidoreductase activity. NCBI's taxonomy places the organism in Eukaryota, Apicomplexa, Conoidasida, Eucoccidiorida, Eimeriidae. The record is from RefSeq and is a predicted model, not a curated record.
AUGCUGACUCACGGGGACGGGCUUGGUGCCCCGGAAGAGAAGGCCAGCAACCAUUCACGUGACCGCCACUGCUCGGAAAAAGAGGAGGAUGAGCAGCAAGAUAUUCAGCAGAAACAGCGACCUAGAGCGCACUCAAGAGGUCAUCAAAGUUCGGAGAGAGAAGUGGAUAUUAAACGGCAGACCCAACGCCACAAGAAGCCCCAGGAAGGACAGGAUGAUUUGCCUUCCCUCCCAGCCCCCUGUGAGGAGUCAGUUCAAGGGACAGGCGGCCAUGAAGCUCGUCGUCGACGCCGUUUGGAGCCAUCUUCACCCGGGCCUGAGAGUCACGCCCCUGAAUCGACUGCGAAGAGAAAACGUACCCCAAGCCGUCGCGUGGUGGAGGCUGCUGAAUCCGCCUUGCUCCUGGAAGAGGUUAUGGCUAGUGAGGACCUCGCAGCGCGCAGUGCCCCAAGCCGCCCUUCCCGAUUCCCCGCGGACUACCGUGAUGCACCCCCCGAUGACCUAGCAUCUUCUUACUUAGAGGCCUAUGGCGGUGGUGCUGCAUGCUUCGGGGAAACCACUGCUCGCGUCGGGGCUUUGAGUGUUCCCGUGCAUGAGAACCAGCGCCUGGCAGGGUCAUCAGAUCUGUACAGAGCUCUGGAGUUUGAAGAAAAUGCAAAGGAUUGGGAGCCACAGACGGGGAGCCGGAAGGGCAUCGGCCCCGGAGGCGCGCAGCGGCAUCUGACGGCUGUAGCCGAAGAGAUUCCUCUUUACCGACGCCCUUUAUUUGGAGCAGUGGAGCCGAGAGACCUUCUGGGGUUUGGUGUCCCUCUAAGAGAGGUUCUCGGUACCAGAGAUAAGCACAGGGUGCAACAGCAGCGAGAGCAGCCUGAUCAGGAGGUAGAUACAUCUGGGGAAGCGAACGUGCAGCGUGAAGGGCAGCCUUAUAGUCAUGAGGCAUCUCAACAAAAGCAGCACCGAGAGGGCGAGGUGCCGUCAUUUGUUGUCGACGUGGCGGUGGUGGGUGCCGGGGUAGCAGGGCUGGCUGCUGCUGCUUACCUCAGGCGAUGCGGAGCUUCUGUAGUUGUGUUUGAGGGACGCCACCGGGUUGGCGGACGCACUUUCUCGUCUGUAAUGCCGGAGAGGGUACUACCCGACGGCCGUAAAGUCGAACGUGUUGUGAUUGACCUAGGUGCUUCUUACAUGCACUGCGUGACAGCACACCCCAAAGAGAGCGGAGGUGCGCCGGAUUGCCGUUGGCGUCGGGAACCUUCUCGAUCUGUCAGUGGCAUAGCGGCGGUGCUGCAGCCGCUAGUGGCCGAUGUGGCUGGGAAACAGAACUGGGAGUCGACGCUGUUUGCAAGUUGGAGCGACCAGACUUCUGGGAAAGAAAUACCUUUUCUCUCUGUACUAAAGGUGCAUCAACUGCUUGAUCGGCUACGCGAAAGGACGGCUGCAAAGCUCUUGCACUUGCCCCCACCCCUCACCGAAGCAGGGGGCCCAGGUCCUUCAGCUGCUCCUCUGCCCAAUACAAUUCCCGCAGCAGACUUUCUGGCCCCUUCCCUUGAUCAGUUACUGGUUGCGUCCCUAGAUAGAAGACGAUCGACCAGUAUGUGCAGCAUCAACGAUACUGCGGGUGUCGCACAGCCAGAGGACAUCACAGACCCCACCGACAAUUGUCAUGUAAGCGUCCCCGCCCUUCAGGAAGACCUCCCCAAGCAUGCCGUCUACACCUUUAAUGCUACGGGUGGCGAAGCUAACAAGGGUCAGAGCAGUCAGCAUGCUAACCCGAAGGCUUUUAUGAGAGGUGACAGCGGGUGCGAAGUGGGAGAAGAGGACAUUGCCGAUGAGCAACACGAUAUUACUGAUCCUUGUUGUCAGUGGGCCCCAGGCUCGAAGGACCGUGGCGUUUCCAAGCUAAACAGGAGCAUAUCAAACUGCCGGUAUUAUUCGUACUACCCUUUAGGACAAGCUUUUGUCCGCAGGGCCAUCAGGGCAUAUGGAGGAUGUCCUCUGUGCUGCACAGGGGCCUGUGGGGGAGCUUCUAGGCGAUUUGAUGAGAAACAUGGAAUUUCUGGAGGUUUAUCAGAGGGGAACGACUCCAGUUCAAAAAGGGAGGGUUUAUGGGGUUCUCCGGCACCUCUUGUCCAGCCGGGAUGCUCCGCUAAAGCCCUCGUAACACCCUUGGGCGAUGCUAGGGCCACCGACGGGGAGCUGACACGCGGUGGAGGGGCCUUGCAAAUGAACUCGGUGGGGGAGAUCAUUUGCAAGACAAGGGAACUCGCAGCAGAUGGGAAAGGGGCAUGCAAGUUGGACUCUGACAUCCAACAGCAGUUAACUCGGAAGGAUUUAACGAAGCGGCAGUCUGGUGUGUGCACGAGAACUCGAGGCAACAGUGUCCAUAGUGGAAGCACCACCAAUGGACAGCAACUGAUGAAGGGCAGCCGCCCGAAGAAAAGCAACACAACGGCAGGGACGCAAGCACAUGCGCGGCUGGUCCCUCCUUUGUCGCUCCACGAUGACAGUGGUUUCCGUCGGUCGGCAUGGGAUGCUCUGCAGGCUUCCCUGUUCGAAAUACUGGCAGAGGCGGAGGCCGAUGAGGGGUUGCACACUGGCGGCUCAAGUAGCAAAGAUGGCGUUAACAGGGAUUGUCGUGCUCUUCGACCCCGUAAACCCCCAGCUAUUACUCCUGCAGAAGCUCGCAUGCUUUUGGUUGUUUUGCAGUCUAGGCUUGGCUACGUGGGUGACCUGAGGGAGCUACCCCUGUCUGCUGUAAAAAAUUAUCCGUAUGAAGUUGCUGGGAUAGGACCAGCCCUCAGAGAGGUGUUGUUAACCCCACAGUUAGGGCCUCCACCAGUGCCACUGGCUGUGCCGCCGGCCCCCAGCAUGCAGCGGCUUCGCAUGCAGCAAGCAGCGCUGGAGACAUCCCUACAGCAAGAGCAAAAUGUCCAUGUUUACCCUUUUUCGGCCUCUACUGCCAAUGCUGCUGACAAACUUGUCGUGGAUGGCUGGGGCUGGCUGCCCUUGUUCUUGUGCCUGCAAGUGUCCCCUUUUGUUGUAACGGAAGCCACUGUGCAGUCGAUUUGUGUCAUGGAUCGUCGCCGCCAUAUUCAAGGGUGCCGAAAUAUUGCUUCUUCUAGCCCCGUAGAGGAAUCGCGGGCUUCGUUGGGCACAAAGGACGACUCUUCUGGAGAUGGUGGGUGUGACACGCAUGAUGAAGAGGCUAGUGGGGAUGGGGCCUUUCUUGCAGACACACAUCCAGUACGCCUUCGAGUCGAAGUGAAUCGUCGCCUGCGCCAUACUGCUUCUCAUGGGCUCCCACAAGCGGAGGAACAAAAUGAGCCGCCAACGCACAUUUGGGCGCACGCUAAGUAUUGCGUUGUGGCGGUCCCACUGGCACAGCUUGCUCAAGCGCCAUUGCCGUGCACUCGAGGUUCAACCGCUGAAGAGCAGCUUCCACCAACCCUGGGCCUGAUUGACUUUUCGCCUCCUCUUGGAAUAGAGAAGCGCCGCGCUCUUGCACGGUACAGAAUGGGAUGCCACAAUAAGGUAAUCAUUCGGUGGCACCCUGACGACGUUUUCUGGCAUGGACGGGGCCUGCAACUGAAUUGCCUCGAUCAGAAGUUCCAGUUUCUGAACCUCCAUGCCUAUGGGAAGCCAGGGUGCCUUCUCGCACAUUGCUUCCCCCCAUUUUCCACCGGCUACGGGGGUCUUCACACUGACCAAGAGGUGGUAGCUGAAGUACUGGCACUACUGCAGCAGAUGUUUGGCAUCUCUGGAGAUUCUUUUCCUCGGCCAGUUGAUUUUGUUGUCUCACGCUGGGACGAAGAUUGCUUUUCUCGAGGCUCGUAUUCCACCCCGGGAGUGAAUGCGUACGACAACGACCUUGACGUCAUGAGAGCUCCCCAUCCAGCACAUGACCCUCGCGUACUUUUUUGUGGGGAGCACCUUAGCAAGGCCUAUUUUCAAUGCGUCGACGGCGCUUUUGAUACAGGACUUCGCGCUGGGGAAGCAGUUGCUCACGAGUGUCUACAACUCCCACUUCCCCCCAGAGAAGAUGGAAGGAAUUUCGCAUUGGAUUGCUUUUGCCUGCCUCCCGUUUCAGCCCAGUUUGGUCCUUCAUCCGAUGGCAACGAAGCGGUUGACCGUCCCCAAAGUGCAGACACCUCUUCUCGUGGUGAACAGUAUUUUAAAGCGCCUUCAGGAACCUGGGAGGACGAAUCUUUUCGGCAGACCCGCGAAGGUUUCCUGCCGCAGUGCCCGUUCUCAGGAUUUCCGAUGCCGCCACUACCACGAGUGCUGCGUGGGCAUUACUUAACUGACCAGUCAGACCUAGGUUUGACGGACGCAGAGGGGGAAAGCUGGGCGGACGUGGGAGGCGGCCGGCGUGCCCCCCACACCUGUGAAUCCGAGCGGAGAGCCCCCUACGUUGCGGCGGCUGAAGAGUAUUUUCUUGCGCAUUGCCUGGCCUUCAUAAGACGAGGCAGCGAGCAGCUCCUCAAAAGGCUGGCUGUGCAGCAUCAGGGCAGCCCCAAUAGUGGCACCAGCGUUGAGUCAUUCGCCGUUGACAAUGUUCCUUACGAGGGGGAGUUUUGCAAUGCAAACACAGCACGUGCAUUGGGGGAAGAGGGCGAUGAUGCUGCAAUGGAUGAACCUCCUGCAAUACCGCAUGUCAACAGUUUAUCAGAAGCCGCAGUCAGCUUCAUGCAGCGCUUACCUACAACUGCUCAGCGCCUUUUUUACAGGACUUUCCUUUCGGAAUUCCCUUUAACUCCUCCGUCGUCAGGUGGUGGCGAACAGCAGGAGCAGAAGGGAAGCUGUACCCCAACGAAGCAGGAACAUCAAGAUUGUAUUCCUGAAGGGCCAGACGACCAACAACAGCUUCAGCUUCCUCUUUUAACUGACCUUCUUGACGCCCUGUUGCUCACUACGAGCAGCACUGGAGCUGCUAAUGAGAGUGGCCAAGAUGCGCCUCUGAACGAAACGGCACUCAUGCUGUCCCAGAUGUUUGCGCGUCGUCUCAAACGCGGGUCUUGUGGAAAGGUAUUGGAUAUGGAAGGUUUCUUGUUGCUUCUUGCAAAGAAGAACAGCCUAAUACGAGACGUAGUGCUCAGCCCCAUACGUGCCCUGGCUCAUGCACUACAGCAGAGCAGGGCGCGUAGAGAACCGCCAACGGGAACUGAAGCCUGUGAGGUGCCUUCAGCUGAGUUGCCUCCAGCUGAGGUACCUUCAGCUGAGGUGCCUUCAGCACCGCCAGAAGCGGCGGCAGCUUCGCUGGAGCGCUUCGUGAAGGAACUUAUGCUGCCUGCUCUGCCGGCGCAUGCGCGGAACACGAGGCCCCCUCGAAUGGCAGCUGUGUCGGUGGGCGUGCUGCUGAUGGAGACCCUUGAGAGACUUUGUGCUGCAAUCCCGCCAGUCACCGAUGUAGAGCAACUGAAGCACAGAGCAGCCAUUGUAGAAGAAUUGGUGCUGAGGAGCCUCGCAAAUAGUCAAUUUGUUUCGGCGAUCGGCAGCAGUGGGACGUGUGGAGGAGUACCAAGAAGGCGCACAGAGGCAGCUGAGUCGUCGGAUCCCGUGCAACAUGAGCAGUUGUGCUGGCUGUGUCGCGGGGAGGGGGAUUUGCUUCUUUGCGAUGGUCUACCUCCAGCUGCUACAUCUUCAGAUAAAAAGCCGGAAUGCACCUCGUCCUCCUCGAGCUCCUCAGCAGCUGGUCCAAGGCCGUGUCGUCAUGUGUUCCACAUUGGGUGUGCAUUUCCCCCCCCCACCCCGGCAGAGCUACAGCCAAACGCUCACUGGAGCUGUCCAUUGUGCAAAGCAAAGGCCUUUCGAGAGCGCCAAAGUGCUCCGCACCGUGGGUCCAAUCAGCUCCAGGAAGACAGGAAGUUGACGCAGGAGCUGCACCGUCUCCAAAACGGUGAAGGACGGCGGGAACACGGAGAACAGUCAGCGAGCGUUGCCGGUGUUGAGACCGUUGGAGGUCAUGAGGGGAGUACAGACUUCGGAGGGGAUCUCCUGCAUCACAUUUUCGAGUCUGUGGAGCGUCUCGCACGGCAAGGGACCGAAGAAAGAACAGCACACCAGUCCAAACAGCAACUGGCAGCUUGUGAAGAUUUGCAGAUGGCUGCGCUGAAGCGGUUGUUCGUUGACAAAGCUCGGAGCCUCCUUGCACGGACCCGGCAGCUGUGCAAGAGGCUGGAGGACCUCAAGUCUAUGAGGUUGAGAUCGUGGGGAGCAGCGAACCGUAGGAGGAUGCGCAUGCGAUCAAGGGCUGGUUGCCGUGAACAUGUGAACAUGGAGGCCUUUGACUCUACAGAUCACUCCGGAGUAAGAGUAAAAACCCCUUCAAAGAAUAGACGAAUAUCGCCGGCGGCGAAGCGUGCUGUUCGCUCGUGCUCACCCUACAAGGACUCAUCUGACCAAUCAACGAAGACGAAUAUGGGCAUGGGCACUGCUGAUUCAGUUGGACAUUGCGAAGGGCACACAGCAACAUCAGGCGUUUCGGCAACAGAAGGAGUAGGGAAGCCUUGUCCGGGUAGAGAAGAUGAAGAGCGCGCUCGCCAUACGCGAUCCAACGCACUGGGAGAAAAGCCUGAAGCUCUCACUACAGCCACGGGAAGCAGGCGAGGAAAUUCAGAUCGCGCCUCGGCGCUCAAUGUAGCCUUGGAGCAAACGCAAAGUGAUCGAACGGAAUACGGGGACAAGGAUGUCUCACCCGGGUCACAGGAUGAGGCUUCAUCGGAGGAGGCAGACCGCCCCAUGGAUCCGUUUGCUUGUGCUGCGCAGACGCCUAGAUUUGCCAGUGCCCUGAGCUUGCUUUCCCGCAUCCAUGCAACAGAUGACUCCGCCUUGCCAUUGAGCGUCCCGGUGUUGCAGCAACUGCAUCAUUCAGCACGAGGCUGUUGCUGUAACCGCAAGAGCCAACCAUCCGAGGAAGAAACGCGACUAGGCGACAAGGGCAGCUGCAGCACGGACAAAAAAAGCUUCUGCAGCUGCUUAUCGGACGGUUUAUUAGGGGAUGGCGGUUGCUUGUGUGUACGUUCGGCUCGUGUAGAUGCAGCGACUGCUCUUAGGGGCCUACUGGUGUUUGGAAAGCAAAAGCCUGAGGCUACAGUUCGGCCGAGGCGCCGCUUCCGCUCCUUGGCACCCCACGUUAGCUCAAAAGAUGCAGAUAUAGAGGCCCUCUGUCAAGUUGAACCAGCUUGGCAAGACCGGCUGUUCAGACCCUCAAGGAAGCGGCACCCUCAAAAGCUCUGCAAAGCAUCGGCAGACAUAGGAGGUGCAAAAGCUUCCGGUGUGCAGCCGCCCCGCCAGCAGGUGGCGCCGCACGCGCCACGGGUUCCAAUGCAUCGAAGUUGCAGGAAGCGAAAUGUGAAUCCACACCGAGGGAAUGUUGCCUACGCGGAGCAGCGGCUUGCCGAAGAUUCCCGCCGUAGAGCUGCGGCCGUACACUGCACUGCAGCAGCAGCUGAAGUCCCGGAAUCCCUGGAGUUACCUACUGCGCAGCCGCCAUUCGCCAUAUCGGUGCAGCAUUUCACUCCUGGUGCCGCUGCUGAUGCGCAGCAAGCGAGACAACCAGCAGCUAAUGCUGCCGCCCUGCGCUCUCUCUGGCAGCUAGUACAGGCAGUAAGGGAGCAACAGCAGCGGCAGCAGGAAUACCCGCAAUCCGGAAGAAUAUGUAACACCGCAGCGCAACAGCCACUUGUGCAGCAGCAGUUGCAACAGCGACAACAACUGCAACAGCAACUGCAGUUGCAGCAGCAAUUGCAACAGCAACUCCAGCAGCGCCUUCAACAGCAUAUCCAGCAGCAGCUUCAACAGCAGCUGCUGCAGCAGGAGAGAUCUGCAGCAGUGUUUCGGUCUGCACAGGGUGGAUGGCCAAUCCUAGCAGCUGGCACUGGUGAAAGGAGUUCUGGACUGGUGGAGCAGCUCGGGCUGCUUCGUCCUACCCAGCCACAGCCUGCAUCAGUUUCCCAAUCUGUUGGAACUGCAUUAAUAGAACAGCAACUGGAGCGUCAGUUACAGGAGCUGGUAAGAAGGCAACGACUCCAGGCUUCCCUGAUGGGUCUGCAACAACGCCUGGGAGAAGUACCAUCACCGGAGCAGUCAGUAGGUACUGUCCCUGAUCAAGGAAUGGUGCAUAUGGGACUUCUGACGGGCAGGGUGCAACCGACAGAGCAGGGUGAGUCGGAGCAGCAACGCUUGAGGGAACGUUUACACCGCCUGCAGCAACUUCAAAGGCAACUUCUUCUUCUGCAACAACGACAGCGAAGUGAUUCUUCUGGUGAAUGCCACCCAUGA